This is a messenger RNA of Ruditapes philippinarum (Manila clam), 3928 nucleotides long. Its product is annotated as protein Jade-3-like. Gene Ontology annotation, biological process: regulation of transcription by RNA polymerase II. NCBI's taxonomy places the organism in Eukaryota, Metazoa, Mollusca, Bivalvia, Venerida, Veneridae. The record is from RefSeq and is a predicted model, not a curated record.
ACAGAAUAUAGCUAAGACCAAAUCUCGUACUCAAAUAACGCGAGAAGUCAAUGUCGCCAUUUUUCGCCAUUUGUAUGGCGCCAAGAAAGAUAAAUUUAUUUAAUGGCUCUUUUACUUAUGUUUAACCGUUGAAUUUAAGACUUGAUAAGUUGAUAUCAAUAUGCCGCCAAACAAAAGUAAAAGAAGUAACGAAGAAAGUCCAGAAAGAAGAUCUAAACGUCGCCGUCUAAAUGAUGAAGAGGAAGAAGAAGAAAAAGAGAAGGAAACUCCACUAAGUAAGGGGAAAGCAUGUUCAAGCAAGAAAACACCACACUAUAGUGGUGGUGGAGGGUCCUCACAUAAACCAGCAGAGCUGUUCCGUAAAGAUUUAAUCAGUGCUAUGAAGUUGCCAGACUCGGAACCACUUGCUCAGGAAGAUUACUUUUUGAUAGCAGAUACUUGGAGACAGGAAUGGGAGCGCGGAGUUCAAGUACCAGUCAAUGAAAUUGUUAUUCGUUCUGUAGAUCUCAGGGAGGUGACAGAAAAACCUGUUGCAACUGGAGAUUUUAAAAUACCUAAGAAGUUCCUGCAUGCUCAGAAAGAUGAAACAUACCAGCUAGGCCAGCACGAGUUAACUGGUAUGUCACAGUUGUCCGAGCAGGUUGUAAGAUAUGACCUAGAUGAUCUAGAUGUGUCUUGGCUUAAACAGCUUAAUGUACAGAGGGAAGAAGUUGGAGAGAUACAGAUUGUGGAGUGGACCAUGGAGAGAGUGAUUGAGGCUCUUGAAGCUCAGUGUCAUGAAAACAUGGAGACUAAAAAGAAAACCGAGGAGGGCCUUGGUAUAGAGUAUGAUGAAGACAUAGUUUGUGAAAUAUGUCAGUCUCCUGAUAGUGAGGAUACAAAUGAGAUGGUGUUCUGUGAUGGCUGUGAUAUAUGUGUACAUCAGGCAUGUUAUGGUAUUCAAACAGUACCUGAAGGUAGCUGGUUAUGUAGAACAUGUGCUCUAGGAAUAAAACCAGCUUGUAUACUCUGUCCUAAAGUUGGUGGUGCCAUGAAAAGUACAAGGAGUGGUACAAAGUGGUCCCAUGUAAGCUGUGCUAUAUGGAUACCAGAGGUUACUAUAGGAUGUGUAGAAAAGAUGGAACCUAUCACAAAAAUUUCCAUGAUCCCUGCAAGUCGGUGGUCUCUUAUAUGUUGUAUAUGUAAGGAGAGGUGUGGAGCUUGUAUACAGUGUUCUGUGAAGGCUUGUAAAACAGCAUUUCAUGUUACCUGUGCCAUCAGUGAAAAGCUAGAGAUGAAAACAGUGCUAAUAGAAGAUAAAAAUACUGAAGAUGUCAAGUUAAAGGCAUUUUGCCCCAAGCACAGUAGAAAGAGAGACAGAAAUAGUUCUGAGUCAGAGACUGACUCUCCCAGGAAAUCUGUCAAUGGUACACCUAUAAAAGAAUGUCAAAUGUCCGAGGAAGAAAAGGCUACUAUCAGGGCUGAAAGAUUGCACAAGUUGGAGGAAGAGUUUUAUGGCUUGGUGAAGGUACCAGAGAUAGCUAGUCAUUUAGAGUUACCAGAAGAGGUUGUUGACCAUAUAUUUGUCUACUGGAAACUUAAAAGAAGGUCCAUGUUUAACCGUCCAUUAUUAACUCCGAAGACUGAGGAGGCAGAUUUACUAGAGAAACAACAGGAAGACAGUCUAUUAGCAAGGAUGAAGAUGUUUGUACAUCUCAGGCAGGAUCUAGAGAGGGUACGAAACUUGUCAUACAUGAUAAGUCGCAGAGAAAAGAUAAAGAAACAGUUUAAUUCUGCGAGAGAAAGUGUAUUUUAUGCUGCUCUGGAGGUACUUACAGAUAAGACACUGAAUCUAUCUACCAGGGAAGUAGAAAAAAUUGUGAAAAAUUACAGAGAUUUACCAGAACCAUAUGGCAAAACUUUAAAGAAGGUGAAAACAACACCGCCAGAGAAUAAAGCUGCAAAGGUUGUAGCAAGAAGACCUUCUGAAAUCAAGACUGAGCCAUCUGAAUCAGAUAUUUUUGAAAAUACAGUGAAAUUAAAAGUAGAGGAACCAUCAGAGAAGAAAGUUUUAGAGGGUAGAAAAUCAAUCUCUGAAACCCCAAAAUCUAGAAAGUCUAGACUGUCUAGUAAGCAAGAGUCUAGUGUAAAGGUUGAGACUGAUAUAGACCUGGCAGAGAAAUCCACAAAAGAUAAGAAAUUAGAAGAAAAUUCUAGUAAAAGAAUAAAAACAGAAAAAUGUAUAGACAGACAUGCCAAAGCAGCAAAGAGUAAUUCUGAGAAAGAAUGCAGCGAUCAGAAUAACUCAGGAAUAGAGUUAAAUGACUGUUCAGGAGAUGAAACUCUGGUCAAUAUUUCUCAGGAAAGCUCAACUGUAGAAAACUCUACAAUAGUGCAAUCUGAAGCAGAAUCGAACACUGAUAAAGUCAUCCAAGAUUCUCAGGCAGUGAAACAUAACAAACGUGGUAGACCUAAAAAAGUGAAACAAAUUAAACCUGAGGAAGUACAGACUAGUGAUGAUAAGGAGGAAAGUAGUGCAAAGACUUCAUGUCGGAAGGUAAGAACUAGAUCAAGUUUACCGGAGAUCGUUCAUGAAGAAACAUCUCUUUUAACCAGUAAUUUUGAAGAGCAUGAAGAAGAAACAGAAACAAAGUCAGAACUGAAAGAGAGUAAACCUAAAGUUAUAGCAGAAAAACGGGAUAGAAGAUAUUCUUCUGUUAAACUAUCAGAAUCUGAAAAAGAUGAGCUGAUACAGAAGUUUCCCUCAGCAAGGAAUGUUUCAGAUCAUGUUAAAGCAGAACUAAAUGGCUAUUUUAAGAAUAACAAGUUAAUUGUUAGCAAUAAACUCAGACAGAAAGUCCAAAAUGCCUUACUAGGUGGAAAGAGAAGAAAUAGAAUAGGCAAAAGUGUUGUAAUUGACCACUCACAGAAGAAGAUUGAUAACUUCUUUGUGAAAUCUCCACCACCAUGUGAUCCCCAUUCUCCAAAAAGUACUGCCAAAAAUGUUUCUAGAGUUCUAAAUGAGCUAUCACCAACCAGGGAUAGAUAUGAGGCCAAUAGUAUUGAACGGACUGCAUGGACCGGAGGGGCGUUAAAAGUUACAGACAUUCAUAUAGCUAGACGAUCCAGUAACACUCAAUCCAAACAUUCUCCUUCUUUGUCCAAUAUGGAGAAAAGUGUAGAAAAAAAAAUUGUCACCCCUGAAAGCAGGAAAGUGCGAUCCAGGUAUGAUAGUGGUGAAGUUAUCUCUGUGAAAGAGAAAUUGUUUGACGGUGAAACAAAAAGAAUAACAAGAAGUAGCCGUGAAUCCACACCUGAAAGUACAACUAGUAGUGUUAAAAGUUUUAGUAGUUUUAAACAUAGGGCAGAAAAUACUCGUUUAAGAACUAGGUCCAAUACUCCAGUGUCUAUAGGCAAAGAUUCAGAUGAAUCCGAGUCAGAAAAUAUUUGCUCAGAGUCUAGACAUUUAAGAAGGUGAUAAUAACAUAAUUAUGUUUAACAAUAUAUAAAAUAUGUUCUUGCUUUGAAUAUCACAAUAUAAAAAAGAAAAUAUUAUUAGCACCUAUUGUUAAGGAUAAUACUUCCCUGGAUAUUGAAACAAAAGCUCUAAAUAAUAAAUAUUUUAGUUUGAAAAGUUAUCACAUUUAGAAUGAAAUAUCUACAUGUAUGUUAAAAGAAUUUUUAGGUUGGCUCUUCAUUUAGAAAUUCAUGAAAUUAGUUUAUUCAAGUUAAGUUUGAGAAUUGAAAAAAGAAUAAGUUUAAAAAUGAUGGGACAGAGAACUUAUUUCAAGAUUCAAAAUGUUUUUAAACAAUGAAGUGAUAAGAAUUUUCUUGCCUUUGAGCACAAAAUAUUGUAUCAAGAAAAUGUUAAAUACUGAAGAAAAUUUUGAAUUAGGUUAUUUUCAUUUCUAGUAAUAGAUGAGAUUUUGAAACAUGUUUAAGAAAAAUG